AUGUUUUUAUUAAUAUUUGGUAUAUGUAUUUGUACACUUAUUAUAAUCGGCUGGAAAUUUAUUCUAUCAUCACAACGAAUAGAUCAACAACAGGAUAUAUCAAAUAUUGUAGAACAGUCACAUAAUUUAACACUAUCCGUCGAUGAUGCCAUUCGACAUGAUGUUGAUGAUGAUGAAAUACAAUCGUCAUCAACAAAAAUUACUUGCGAUUCAAAUGACAACAAUGUUGUUCGAAGUAUUCUAGAAUUUUUACCAGAUGAAAUUCUAUUAGAUAUUAUUAGUUUUCUAAAACCAUAUGAUAUUUAUCAUAGUCUAUAUAAUCUUAAUAAUCGUUUUAAUUCAAUAAUUAAUGAUUUUCAACUUAGUUUACAUUUGGACAUAUCACAUAUAUCAAAAUAUGAAUUUAAUUAUUGUCUUUCAUCAAUAUUACCAUUACCAUCUGUUCUAUUACGUUUACAUUCAUUACAUAUAUCAAAUGAUGAAACUUAUGGUGCUAUAGCAUUAUUUAUACGUCAAUAUCCAUGUUUAAAUAUUCCAUCACUUCGUUCACUUUCACUUACUGAUGCAACAAUAUCACAAAUAAAAUUUCUUUUUCAAAAAUUAUCUAUAAAACUUGAACAUAUAUCAAUUGUAACAAAUCGAACAAUAGAUAUGAAUGAUAAACGAUUAUUAUGUCAAUUAUUAUUAAAACAUAAAACACUUCGUUCAUGUCGUUUAUCAUUAUGUGAUGGUGUUGAUUGUGAUGAAACAAUUUUAAAUAAUUCAAUAAAUAAUCAACUUGAAAAUAUAAUUAUUGAUUUAUCAUAUUUUCAAAAUAUUCUUACACUUUUAUCUUAUAUACCAAAUGUAAAACAAUUAACAAUAAAUAUAAAUCAACAAAAAUAUUAUAAUCAAGAUUAUGAUGCAGCUGCAUUUGAUAUUUUUCGUUUAUGUAUUCCAACACAAUUAACUUAUUUUAAUUUAAAUUUACGUUUUUCAAAUGUUGAAUUUGAACAUAUUGAACAAUUAUUAAAUUGUUUAGUAAAUUUAAAACAUCUUUGUUGUUCAUCAUUUCGUGUUGAACUUGUCGAUGGUUAUCGAUGGGCACAAGUACUUGAACGUCUACCAUUAUUACGUCGUUUUGAAUGUGUUAUGACAACAUAUAUAUAUCAUUCACUUGAUUUAAAUUUAAUUUCUCAAUCAUUUCAAACAUUAUUUUGGAAAGAAAAACAUUGGUCAGUUGUUUGUGAUUAUUUUCAAUAUCUUUCUCGAUUAAUUAUUUAUACAAUACCUUUUUAUAAAAAUUUAUUUACUUCAACAUUAAAUGGUUCUCAAUCAUUGAAUGAAUUUAAUGAUAGAAAUGUUUUACCGAGUAAUGCUUAUGAUAAAGUUACUCAUCUUAAAGUAUCAGUUCAAGGAUUACAUUCAGAUAGUAUACCAGCUCGUAAAUUUCGUUUUGUAACAUCAUUAUCACUUUGUGAUGGUGAAUCUUAUAGUGAUCAUUCAAAUAGUUCACUACUUUCUUAUUUAACAUCAACAAUUGAUUUAACAAAAAUUCGUCAUUUAAAAUUAUAUUCUUUACUAUCUGGUCAUACAUUAUUUUCACUUUUAUGUAAAGCACCAAAUAUAAAUUGUUUAAGUUCAUCAUAUCAUAAUCUUUUACAAAUGAUUAAUGAUUUUGGUGAUGUUUGGUUAUGUUGGUUAUUAAAUAUGAUGAUUAAAAAAUUAACAUUAUCAUAUGGUCGUUUAACAUUAUCAAUUGUUGAUCAAUUUAUUGAACUUUUUUCAAAUAUUGAACAUUUAUCAUUAUGUAUGAAUAUGGAUGAUAUUGAUUUUCAAGAAAUUCUUUUAAAACUUCUACAAAAUUUAACACAUCUUUCAUCAAUUCGUAUUAGUUUAGCUGGAAAAUUAACAGAUCAUUUUCAAUCUCAAACAUUUACAUGGCUUUCAACUAAUCAACAAUUAUAUUCAGAAUUUAAUGAUAAUUUUCUUGAUAUAUGGAUUACAUAG
Molecule: messenger RNA, 1989 nt
Organism: Rotaria sordida
Lineage: Eukaryota; Metazoa; Rotifera; Eurotatoria; Philodinida; Philodinidae
Source: the annotation of a GenBank genome assembly